GAGAGAAACAGAGGGGGAGAGAGAGGGAGAUCCGGUAUACAAAACAACAGAGGUUGACGGGACAAAACAGAAUCGAGGACACAAAAAAAGCAGUCACAUUUCUGCGCCAGCUGAAAACGUGCGGGUUAUCUCCGCGUGCGGGUUAUCUUCGCGUGCGGGUUAUCUCUGGGCGUGUGCUGCGGGUGUUUAAACUAUGCGCACGCUCACACCUCCGGCUUUGUUUACGCUGAAGUGAGCACGAGCAGCAUCGCGCAGCGUGUUUGCAACAUUCCACACACUGCUUGGUACGCGACGGGGAUAACGGACCCGCAGCCUGGAGACGCCGAGCAGAGUCCGGAUCAACCUGUCCACGAGACGCAUCCCGGAGUCCGGAUCAACCUGUCCACGAGACGCAUCCCGGAGUCCGAUCAACCUGUCCACGAGACGCAUCCCGGAGUCCGGAUCAACCUGUCCACGAGACGCAUCCCGGAGUCCGGAUCAACCUGUCCACGAGACGCAUCCCGGAGAGGAUUUCGAACCGAUUCGAUCUUUUUUGCGCACAUUUCUCUAGAUCUGUGUUUGUCUGACCCCCCAUAUCCUGCGCCGUAGCGCCGCUCUGGUCAGCGGGGUACAGUCUCUGUGCUUGGGCACCUUAUGACACUUCCACCCACAUCCCCCCAACUCCUCGUCAACACGCCGUGGACACCAGUCCAGCAGUAAAUACCAGCCAGCGCAGCCGAACACAAGCGGGAACAUGGAGAACAGUCCCGGUAGCGUUAUCCUGUACGCAGGCUCAACUGGCAGUGCCAGCCCCAGUCCUGGCAGCCCCUCCAGCGGCUACCAAACCCAGUCACCGUCCUCCCACUCUCAGCCCUCGUCCCCAGAGGGUGUCUCCUUUCAAGAGAUCGGUUCCCAGAAACAGAGAGGCGAGCAAGGAGGCGGAAGUCCGCCACCGCCCAAAAUGGUCUUCCAGUUCCCCGAAGUGAACAAGGCAUCGAGUGCCCAAAUUACAGGAAUGUCACCUGCCACCUACCACCACCCCAUAGCGGCCAAAAGACCUUGUGGAUUUACGGGCUCAUUCACCAAGACCGGCGGCAUGGUGCUCCUGUGCAAGGUGUGUGGCGACAUCGCAUCCGGGUUCCAUUAUGGUGUGCACGCCUGUGAAGGUUGCAAGGGCUUCUUCAGGCGCAGUAUCCAGCAGAAUAUCCACUACAAGAUGUGUGUGAAGAACGAGAACUGUCUGAUCAUGCGCAUGAACCGAAAUCGCUGCCAGCACUGCCGCUUCAAGAAGUGUCUCUCUGUGGGCAUGUCCAGAGAUGCUGUGCGUUUUGGGCGUAUUCCUAAACGGGAGAAGCAGAGGCUGUUGGAUGAGAUGCAGAGCUACAUGAACAGCCUCAAUGAAUCAGGAUGCAUGGAGGCUGAGGCUUCGUCUCCUCCCGAGGACUCCUGCAGUUCGGAGAACCAGUCAAAUGAAGCAGCUGGCGUCAUAUCACAGUCCUACCAGAAUACCUUUGUGCAUGUUGAGGAGAAACCACUCAAGAUGGCUGCCAACAACAAUAAGAACAAUGGCUCUUCAUCUUUCCUCAACAGUGCAGCUCAAGAUUCUGCCUUAUCGCACGGGUCAUCUCAGCUUCAGGCGCAAACCCAUCCUAGCCCCACUCGAUGGUGCCAUUCAAACGUGCCAUCUGGCUAUUAUGUCCCCUCACAUUGCCCUGUCGCCUCUAACAACAACAGCCCUACGAGCACCAACGUCGACAAUGCAAAGUACACCCACAUCUCAUCUUCUGACCAGAGUCGUUGCCCUGUCAGUGGCAGAUCAUCUUCUCAGUCCUACCACACCAACAGCAGCAGCUUUGCACCCAGUGAUUCCCAGAACCAAAAUUCCUGUCCUUGGAAGUUGAACGGAGGAGCCAAAGUGCUGGCAUGUCCUCUAAAUGCCUGUCCCGUGGCUCCUGCCAGUCGUUCCAGUCAAGAGGUGUGGGAGUCUUUCUCCCAGUGCUUCACCCCUGCUGUCAAAGAGGUGGUGGAAUUUGCCAAGAGUAUUCCUGGCUUCCAGAGUCUGAGUCAGCAUGACCAGGUCAUGCUGCUCAAGUCCGGGACGUUCCAGGUUCUGAUGGUGAGAUUUUGCUCAUUGUUUGACCCCCGGGAGAGGACUGUGACCUUCCUCAAUGGACAGACGUAUUCGCUGGCAUCAUUGCGGGCUCUUGGCAUGGCCUCCUUACUGGACUCCAUGUUUGACUUCAGUGAGAAGCUCGGAUCUCUAGGUCUGGAACCUGAUGAGAUGGCCCUUUUCAUGGCUGUGGUGCUGGUUUCUGCUGAUCGCUCUGGUAUAGUGGAGGUCAUGGCAGUGGAGCGACUGCAGGAGAAUCUGAUUCAAGCACUUCGCUCCCUUGUCACCCGCCGUUGUCCCGAUGACAGCACCCUCUUCCCUAAGCUACUACUGCGUCUGCCUGACCUGCGAACCCUCAACAAUCAGCACUCUGACAAGCUGCUGGCCUUCCGCAUAGACCCUUGAGCAGUGAGGGCCAACCCAAAGAAGCGCCGCUUAACAUGGGCAUCUGCCUUUGGGGAACCUCCCUGCUUUCCAUACGGGCCGAGCCAGCUGCAGACUCUGGCCUUUGUGUGACGGACUGUUGUUCGGGGGAACCAUGCCAUGUCUGACUUCCGUGAUUGAAGAGGACCGGGAAAGAAGAAUAAGUGUAGGGAUGAGGACACAGCUAUGGGUGGUGACUCCUGAAACAGACUGGAAAUUGUGAAACCACCCUCAUCAACUGCUGUCACGAUCGUCGAACUCGGACUGCUGACACUUACCUUGUUGUUUACCCCCUCGUCACUUCCAGUGAUUGUCUGAAGACCAAAAUUCGAGAGCCUGUUCCUCCCUCCUUUCUCAUUCCUUACCCCACGUGAUUCUCCGAGCACACACUGUCGCACAACUAACAAGAGAGAUGCACAUUUUCCUGGCCGGAGAAAAGGGAAUAUGGACUCCUUCACCGCCAACGGUAUCUUUCUAUACAUUCAAUGCUACAAGACUAAAAAGCACUUUCCAUCUCUUAAGAAACCUCCAGAAUCAGAUAUGUAAUAUAUAUAUAUAUUUAUAUACAUAUACAUAUACAGCAAUAGAGAUGUUUACCGCGUCAUUGAGAGGACUGUUUGUUUAUGCACUGUCAAAAUAAUCUAAGCUAUUUUCAAAUGAUGAAAUGUUGGAAAUCUUUAUGAAAAUCAUCCCUUUUGGGAUUGUUGAGAAAUGUACAAUAUUUUUUAAGAUUUCAGAGUAAGUUGCAUUAAGUUUGUAUACAAUCUGUGUGCAGUAAUCAGGGAGAUAUAUUGGUCAUUUCAGACCGUGUCUGAUGGGUUGUGUAUCAAGUUGAUCGGAUGUACAUUUUGUAUAUAAUCUUAACGUUUGGUUCUUACCUUGUCAGUGUGCAGAUUCUUGAUAUGGAAAUGAAUUUAUUGUUUGAUUACUGUGUGAAUUAUGAUGGCAAUACUGAGCAAAGUGCUCUUUUCACUGCAAAAAAAAGCAAAAAUGAAAUAAAAAUAAAAUAUAGCAGCGUUUGAACCAUU
This is a messenger RNA of Lampris incognitus (smalleye Pacific opah), 3540 nucleotides long. Its product is annotated as nuclear receptor subfamily 1 group D member 2-like. Gene Ontology annotation, molecular function: RNA polymerase II cis-regulatory region sequence-specific DNA binding; zinc ion binding; nuclear receptor activity. Bases 734 to 2494 code for a protein of 586 amino acids. The transcript has 8 exons. Lineage: Eukaryota; Metazoa; Chordata; Actinopteri; Lampriformes; Lampridae. Gene Ontology annotation, biological process: positive regulation of transcription by RNA polymerase II; negative regulation of transcription by RNA polymerase II; hormone-mediated signaling pathway. The record is from RefSeq and is a predicted model, not a curated record.